Messenger RNA from Suricata suricatta (meerkat), 5472 nucleotides. It is a transcript of the gene HHIP, whose product is annotated as hedgehog interacting protein. The transcript is spliced from 13 exons. Bases 500 to 2602 code for a protein of 700 amino acids. Lineage: Eukaryota; Metazoa; Chordata; Mammalia; Carnivora; Herpestidae. The record is from RefSeq and is a predicted model, not a curated record.
GCAGCCGCCGGCAGAGGAGACCUCAGCAUCAUCUAGAGCCCAGCGCUGGCCCUGCCUGCGUCUGCCCCGCCGCCGCCGCCGCCGUUUCUGUGCCUGAAACUGUCUCACCUAAACAACUCCCGUUACACGGACAAGUGAACCUCUGUGGCCGUCUUCUCCUCCUCCUCUUCCUCCUCCUCUUCCAAUUCUUUCUCCUCCUCCCACUUCCCAGCCGCAGCAGGAAGCCCCUAACCCAACUGACCCUGGCACAACUGCAAACGGUGUCAUCUGCACAACUUUAUCUCGGUCCUCGGACUUCCCUAAGGCAUUGGGCCCGUCGCCUUGUCUUCUAUUUUUUUGCAAAGUUGCAUCGCUUUUCAUCUUUCCGCCCCCGGCACCACUCUCUGCCUCUCGAGUGUCCCCCGCAGCCUCCUCCUGGCGCUGCGCCCUAGUGCCCCUGGUGGGCAGUGGCGUUCCCCCCCGUCCUCCCGCGCCGAGCCCCUGCCGCUCGGGGCAGACGAUGCUGAAGAUGCUCUCCUUUAAGCUGCUGCUCCUGGCCAUGGCUCUGGGCUUCUUUGAAGGAGAUGCUAAGUUUGGGGAAAAAAUCGAAGGGAGCGGAGCGCGGAGGAGAAGGUGCCUGAAUGGGAACCCCCCGAAGCGCCUGAAAAGGAGAGAUAGGCGGAUGAUGUCCCAGCUGGAGCUGCUGAGUGGGGGAGAGAUGCUGUGCAGUGGCUUCUACCCUCGGCUGUCCUGCUGCCUGCGAAGUGACAGCCCGGGGUUGGGGCGCCUGGAUAACAAGAUAUUUUCUGUUACCAACAACACAGAAUGUGGGAAGUUACUGGAGGAAAUCAAAUGUGCGCUUUGCUCUCCACAUUCUCAGAGCCUGUUCAACUCACCUGAAAGAGAAGCCUUGGAAAGAGACCUUGUACUUCCUCUGCUCUGCAAAGACUAUUGCAAAGAAUUCUUUUACACUUGCCAAGGCCAUAUUCCAGGUUUCCUCCAAACUACUGCUGAUGAGUUUUGCUUUUACUAUGCAAGAAAAGAUGGUGGGUUGUGCUUUCCAGAUUUUCCAAGAAAACAAAUCAGAGGACCAGCAUCUAACUACUUGGACCAGAUGGAAGAAUAUGACAAAGUGGAAGAGAUCAGCAGAAAGCACAAACACAACUGCUACUGUAUCCGGGAGGUGGUGAGUGGGCUGCGGCAGCCCGUGGGCGCCCUGCACAGUGGGGACGGCUCGCACCGGCUCUUCAUUCUGGAAAAAGAAGGUUAUGUGAAGAUACUUACCCCUGAAGGAGAAAUUUUCAAGGAGCCUUAUUUGGACAUUCACAAACUUGUUCAAAGUGGAAUAAAGGGAGGAGAUGAAAGAGGUCUGCUAAGCCUUGCAUUCCAUCCCAAUUACAAGAAAAAUGGAAAGCUGUAUGUGUCUUAUACCACCAACCAAGAACGGUGGGCUAUCGGGCCUCAUGACCACAUUCUCCGAGUUGUGGAAUACACAGUAUCCAGAAAAAAUCCCCAUCAAGUUGAUUUGAGAACAGCCAGAGUAUUUCUUGAAGUUGCAGAACUCCACAGAAAGCAUCUAGGAGGGCAGCUGCUCUUUGGCCCUGAGGGCUUUUUGUACAUCAUUCUCGGUGAUGGCAUGAUCACACUGGAUGACAUGGAAGAAAUGGAUGGGUUAAGUGACUUCACAGGGUCGGUGCUCCGGCUGGACGUGGACACAGAUAUGUGCAACGUGCCUUACUCCAUACCCAGGAGUAACCCACACUUCAACAGCACCAACCAGCCCCCGGAAGUGUUUGCGCACGGCCUGCACGAUCCAGGCAGAUGUGCUGUGGAUCGACAUCCCACUGAUAUAAACAUCAAUUUAACAAUACUUUGUUCAGACUCCAAUGGAAAGAACAGAUCUUCAGCCAGAAUCCUACAGAUAAUGAAGGGGAAAGAUUAUGAAAGUGAGCCAUCGCUUUUAGAAUUCAAGCCGUUCAGUAAUGGUCCUUUGGUGGGUGGAUUUGUUUACCGCGGCUGCCAGUCGGAAAGACUGUAUGGAAGCUAUGUGUUUGGAGAUCGUAAUGGGAAUUUCUUAACCCUCCAGCAAAGUCCGGUGAGCAAGCAAUGGCAAGAAAAACCACUCUGUCUCGGCAACAGUGGUUCCUGUAGAGGUUACUUUUCAGGUCACAUCUUGGGAUUUGGAGAAGAUGAAUUAGGUGAAGUUUACAUUCUAUCAAGUAGUAAAAGUAUGACCCAGACUUACAAUGGAAAACUCUACAAAAUUGUAGAUCCCAAAAGACCUCUCAUGCCUGAGGAAUGCAGAGCCGUGGUACAACCCGCACAGACACUGACUUCGGAAUGCUCCCGGCUCUGUCGGAAUGGUUACUGUACCCCCACGGGCAAGUGCUGCUGCACUCCAGGAUGGGAAGGGGACUUCUGCAGAAUCGCAAAAUGUGACCCAGCAUGUCGUCACGGAGGUGUCUGUGUUCGACCAAACAAGUGCCUCUGUAAAAAAGGAUAUCUUGGUCCUCAGUGUGAGCAAGUGGACAGAAACACCCGCAGAGUGGCCAGGGCAGGUAUUCUUGAUCAGAUCAUUGACAUGACAUCUUAUUUGCUGGAUCUAACAAGUUACAUUGUAUAGUUUCUGAGACUGUUUGAAUAUUCCUUUCCAAUGGGCAUUUAUUUUUUAUCCUGUCAUUAAAAAGAAAGACUGUUAUCCUGCUACACACUUCCUGUGAUUUCAUUUUCUUUUAUUAAUUUAAAAAGAAUUUCCAGAAAUGUGCAGAUCCUGUGUGUGUAUGUUGGCACGUUUGUUCACAUAUGCACAUACACACACACACUCACAACCCCUAUUCGUGUGGUUGCAUAACAUAUGGGUUUUAAAUAUAUAUAUGUAUUUCCUUGUGUGGCAUAAUUUACACAGAAAUUCCAUUGUAAAUUGAUAACGGGAUUUUUAUGUCAUCAGAAGAGAUUAUCUGACUUCCCAGGAAUUUUCUGUCUGUAAUAACUAAAGUCAACUUUAAUGGAGUUUUGAAACAUUACUGUGCAAUCUGAUGGAUCUAAUAAAAAAGGCAAUAUUUUUAUAUUAAAGGAUUAUAAUGUGAGAGAAUGUUUCAGAACUCCCUGAUGAAUUUCUAAAUGGGCAACUUGAUAUAAAAUUGUAAUCUUCAGUUGUAUCAAUGUAUCCAGUUACAGAAUGUUACCCACUUACCUUUUUAUUGGCAGAGAAAUGGUUACUCUAGUUUAAUCUCAAGAUUGUUUCCAAGUGUUUUAUAAUUAAAUCAUAACGGCAUAUUCUGAAAUGGAUCUUCCUAAAAGGUCUGCUUUUAUUAUAUAUAGUAUCUAACAAUGGGCACUGGGUCUGUGUUACCUAUUUAUAUUUUUUAUUUUAUUUUUAUAAUGUAGACAUCACCUAGAUGAGACACCUUUGCCCUGUCCUGUAAAAUACUAAAGUUACAUUUCUCACCAACUUAAUUGGAAAGAAGGGGAGUGAGAAAGCAAACAGUCUUUAAUGUGCUGUGGAUCUAAUCUAGCAAUGUGCCCUUGUGCCAACAUGUAAUCAUUAACAACGGAGGAAAAAGCAAGAAAACAGCCAAUCCUUAUAAAAUUCCAGCUUUAAACAUAUGUAAAGUGCUUUUCACCAUAGCAAGACUGUCAGAGUAUACGUGAUUAGGACAUUGCAGAUUUCACACUGAACGAACCUCCCUGCAGAAGAGCUCACUGUUUCUAACAAAUCCGGGCGAUGUAAGCUGUCACUUGUACACAUUUUUAAAAUACUAAUUCUUGCCAAAUAUGAGUCUUAAUGUAUAUGUUCCUUUUAAGAAUUCAGUGAAAGUCCUCUUUGGUUAAUGUAUGAAUAAAUUUCUGUAAAUGUUCUGUUCAGGUUUUUAAAGGAAUGCCAUGAUCUAAUUUAAAACUGCAAGAAGGCUGAUAGGCAUUUUUUGUACUGGUUUUUGAGGCUGGCUCUCCACCUUUGGAUUGUAACAAAAUCAUAAGUCCUCCUUGCACUACUGAGAAAACGUCUAUCGUGACUGGCACACACCCGCUAUUGGUUGCCCUUCUGUAAACAUCUGUCCUUCCAGAAUCUAAAUUGUAGACCAGGAUAGAUGAUGAGCACAGGCUGACUUUCCACUCCCGUUCUUUCCCUUUGGGAAUAUGAACCUCAAUUAAAAGGAAUAAAAUCGUGUAACUAGUAUUUCUCUAUUGUUUUAAAGUGAGAGGUUUGCAAUUAAAGCACUGUGAGCAUUUAUGUAGAAAGGUUGGUUAAGUACACUGCUCUUGUCUUCCAUAUAUGAUUGCUUAAGUUUCAAGUGACCUCAUGCCAAAUGGAAAUGGGUUGAGAAAUCUUGGUUCAGUGCUUAGUGAACAAUAGCCUGCGUUAAAAAGUGCAUGCAUAAUUUUGCACAAUUUAGAUUCAAUUGACAGUCUAUUCAAAGAAGUCUCAGGAUUAAAUGAGCAUGGAGACCAAAUUGCCCUCUUACCCCAGAAAAGGGGUGGUCCCUUCCAGUCACACUAACACUUCAUUGGCCCAAGAGUGUGACAAAUCUUGCAAUGAACCUGCAGUAGCCCGCAUCUGGAGGUUAAUAGCCGUCUUUUGUCUCCUUCGCUUUCUCUUCAUAGCCCUUUUACUGAAUUCCAUCACAGAAAGUUUUACAAUUAAAAAAAAAUGUCCUGACAACCAUUUUUGUAAAUGGACCUUACCAUCUAAUCGUCCCUUAUUCAACGUGGGUGACAUUAACAAAAUGUGAACUUCUGGUGAGAGAGCCAGCUGUCUAAAUCUGUCAAAUUGUGCAGUUUUAUUACACAUUCUCCUGUUCAUAGUUUCACUGAAAACAAUAAGGAUACUGCUAUAUAUUCAGCAAAAUCUGAAAAAUCCAGGGUUUCGCCUUACACACUUAAUCUUUCCAUCUCUUCCAAAAGAAUCAUUCCAAGUGAAAAGGUGUUAUAUUGCCAUCAGUCCUCCUGUUUAAAGAUAUCUAUAUUAAAUUCAGCAGACCCAGACUUUUUACACAGUCCUUUCCCAAGUGAAAGAGUUUCAAAUGUCUUAGAAAAACAUAUGUACCCCAGGUGUCACUGCCUUUUCUUUUGUGAAUCAUUAGAAUAAAAGGCCAAACUCUCUAAAAGAGAAGAUAGCAAGAUCCAUGGAUAUUAAACCUGAGCAAAGAAAGUCAAGUCGUUGUCAUUUCUUUUUGUUCUUGGGAGAGACGUAAAUAGUAAUGGCUAAUUGAUGGCGACAUUAUUUUAAACUCAGUGAUCAUUUCAAAAAAAAUCUUUUGACUUUUUUUUCCAAUCAUAUUUUUAAACUGUGACUGGAGAAUUUUCUUGAAUGAUCCAUGAUAGGCAGAUAGGAAUUGGUUACAAGUAUGAGCCAGGGAAAAGUUAUUGUUCUAUCAUGUGAAUGGCAUCGUCCGCUUGGUUCUGAAAGCACACAAUCAGAAUGGAGAAAAUUAUGUCCUUGGUGUGAAUGUAGAUGUGUGCGAUAAAGAUAAAAUAAAGAAACAGAAACAUUAA